AGGAAUUCGAUGUAAUGGCCCAGGAUGCCAAAAAUACCAUUUAUCCCAGUCCACAAGGGGGAUAUUCUCAAGGUAAACAAGAACAGUACAAACAAUAUCUUCGAAAACUGCACCUUGAUUUCGUUGAUUCCUGGAAUGCAAGAUCGGAAAGCAACGCAGCUUUAGGUGACUUCGAUAAGCAAAAAAUUAUUGGGACUGGUGCUUUUGGCGUGGUGUUUCUAGUGAAGCAUGUGACAAGCGGAAGAUUUUACGCAAUGAAAAUGAUGGAAAAAGAGAAAAUUGUUAAAAUGAAACAGAUUGAACAUAGCUACUACGAGAAGAAAAUUCUAAGCGGCCUCAACUUCCCAUUUCUUGUAUACAUGAAGUAUUUCUUUAAAGACAACGUGUAUUUAUAUUUUAUAUUACCGUACGUACCUGGAGGUGAAAUGUUCUCCCAUUUAAGAAAACUGGGCAAGUUUGAUGAAAAUACCUCAAAGUUUUAUGCAGCGCAAGUUAUUUUAGCUCUGGAGUAUUUACAUGCUUGCGAAUUAGUUUACCGAGAUUUGAAACCAGAAAAUAUUUUAAUUGACAGAACUGGUUAUAUCAAAAUCACUGACUUUGGAUUUUGUAAGCUUAUCAGGGGCAGAACCUGGACCUUAUGCGGCACACCUGAAUAUUUAGCUCCGGAGAUAAUAUUGAGCAAGGGUUAUGGGAUGUCUGUGGAUUGGUGGUCGUUAGGGAUUCUUAUAUAUGAAAUGAAUGCUGGUUUCCCCCCAUUCUUUGCUUCGGAACCAAUGCGAAUAUAUGAAAAAAUUGUAAAUGGGAGAUAUAGAUGCCCAGGCCACUUCACGCCGGAAUUAAGAGAUCUACUUUCUCGUGUUCUCCAACAAGAUAUGACUAAAAGGUAUGGCAAUUUAAAGGAUGGCGCGUUGGAUUUCAAGAAUCACAAAUGGUUUCGCGAUAUAGAUUGGGAUGGAAUUGUAAACAACCGAGUGCAGCCUCCAUUUUUGCCGAAGAUAAGAUCGCCAGGAGACACCUCAAACUUUGAUAAUUACGAGGAAGAGAAAAUAAAAGAGAGCCCCGUCUGUUUGUAUGAAGAAGAAUUCGCUGAUUUUUAAAUACUCUCAAAUUCUCUUAGGGAUCUAUUUAUGGAUUAUUUAUUUAGAAGGUAUAAUUUUGCUUUAAGCUAUCACAUGUUAAAAAUGCAACUAUAAGUUGUAUGGUUUAAGGGUUUCUUAUACCUAACAAUUUAUUUAUGUGAAGACUAUUAUGUAUUUUUGAAAAUGUUAUCUAAGGUUCACAAUAUAUGUAAUAGGUAGAGAUUAGAUUAAGGAUUGGUCUCCGCUGCGAUACAACUAGAUACCGCACUACCUAAGAAUAAUACCUUUUUUAUUACAGCAACUGUUAGAAACUCGUGUGCGUGGCAUCUUGACAUUCAAUGGCAUUUUAAAUUUUGUAACAUACGCUUCGUGUUAUUUUACAUUGAAAUACUUACCGAUGAUAUUAUGUGAUCCCAGUGUCUUUCUUAUUUCUUGUAUUAUUAUUUUUACAAAGUUUUACUACAGAGCAAAGUUUAACAGAACAUCUGGCACGUCAACGUCACACAUUGUUUGAGACUGACUCGAGUACCCCAUUUGAGCGGUGUUAUAGUUGCUGCACUUCGCGACUACGCCUGCGGUAUCUAGUUGGAGCGCAGUGGAGAUCAAUACUUAAUCUAUGAGGUAGAGUGUGAGUACGUGAACAAUUUAUUCAAUAGCUACACAUAUUUAACAAUGUAAUAUUCUUUCGCAAACAAGGUAUCCAACGAAAAUAGUGAAAUUAUUUUUGGCAGAGAUAAUUGUUUUGAAACAAUGACGCUCUACAUCAAUCUGACAUCACUGUUCUGUUUCUAAUUAUCGUUAAACAAAUAAACAUCGCAUGACAUUAUUGGAAAAGGAAGCUCAAUAAACUGGCGUCGACGCGUCAUGGCCGCGAAAAAAUAUUGUCCUCGAUUUAAAACAUCUAUAUUUAAUAUUUCUCAAAUAACUCUUAAUAAGAAUACAUCACUGACAUGUAUAAAUACCACUGGACAGGCUGUUCCAUAUGUUUGACAGCAAAUUUUUUGUGCCUAUUUGAAGCGCCAUUCGUGAGCGUCCAUAGAACUAAUUUUGACGUAUAAUACAAAUGGCUGCAAUGGAAAGUACAAUACUUUGAAGUAUUUUUGCUUUUUGAACUAAUUUCAUUCGUUUUCCGUGUUAUUUAUACUUCAAGAAUCAACGUAAUAAAGUACACAAUUUUUUUUUGUAAAUAGUUUCCCACCAUUAUCGAUAUUUGCUGAGGUUGUCAUCACUAGUUUUAGUUCCGCAGACUCUCGCUAUUGCUACACAAUGGCGAAUAUCAAACAAGCACAAAAGCACUUUGACAGCCGUCAGUCCAGGGGGUAUAUAGUAGAGGUCAGUGGAAUACAGUAUUGUAGAACAGAUUAAUAAAGUUUAUAUUUAGUA
This is a messenger RNA of Leptidea sinapis, 2462 nucleotides long. Its product is annotated as cAMP-dependent protein kinase catalytic subunit alpha-like. Bases 15 to 1097 code for a protein of 360 amino acids. The transcript has a single exon. Gene Ontology annotation, biological process: peptidyl-serine phosphorylation. Gene Ontology annotation, molecular function: ATP binding; cAMP-dependent protein kinase activity. The record is from RefSeq and is a predicted model, not a curated record. NCBI's taxonomy places the organism in Eukaryota, Metazoa, Arthropoda, Insecta, Lepidoptera, Pieridae. Gene Ontology annotation, cellular component: nucleus; cAMP-dependent protein kinase complex.